This is a messenger RNA of Coregonus clupeaformis (lake whitefish), 1657 nucleotides long. RefSeq names its product outer dense fiber protein 3-B. The transcript is spliced from 7 exons. The coding region runs from base 192 to 965 and encodes 257 amino acids. Gene Ontology annotation, cellular component: cytoskeleton. The record is from RefSeq and is a predicted model, not a curated record. NCBI's taxonomy places the organism in Eukaryota, Metazoa, Chordata, Actinopteri, Salmoniformes, Salmonidae.
AAUUUAAAGCUGACCUGCCUGUCAAAAUUGCGUCUCCAUGGUAACGUCGUCAUAGUGAGCAUGAGGACAACCAAAGUCAAACAAUCAGAGCUCCCCAGUGUUUGGUCCAGUGCACGUGCCGUGUCCUAGGGAGCACUGAGUGCGGAGAAGAACAGUGCGGAGAAGACAACGAACUACAAUACAGACUAAUCAUGUCAGGCACUGAUGUUUGGGUUGGCUCCUGGAGGCCCCACAAGCCCCGAGGUCCCAUCGCUGCACUCUACAGCAGCCCUGGACCCAAGUAUGCCCUGCCUGGAGCAACAGGUCUGAACUACCAUGACCCCAGAAAGCUGAAAGCACCUGCGUUCAGUUUUGGGACUCGUCACCGCCAAUUCAGCUCAGACUGCUCCCCCGGGCCAGGGUACUUGGUUCCCUCCAACAUCACCAGGAUUGGGCGUGACGGGACCCCUGUAUACUCCCUCUACAGCCGCCCCAAAGACCCCCAGCUGUUCCAAACCCCCGGACCUGGCCGCUACUCCCCUGAGAGGUCAGGGAAGUCUGCAUAUUACUCUGCCCCUGCCUACUCCCUGUCUGCCAGGAGCAAAGGCUUCCGCAACGACCAGACCCCAGGCCCUGCUGCUUACAUGCUGCCCUCUGUGCUAGGGCCUGCCACCGUCAACAAAACCUCUGCCCCUAACUUCUCCCUCCGAGGACGCAGCAAGAUCGGCAGCUUCCACGAGGACCUGCAGAAGACGCCUGGCCCAGGGACAUACAGAGUGGUGGACCCCUGCACCUACAAACACAAGCCCCCCCACUACAGCAUGACAGGACGCAACAGCAUGCCUGGAGACACCACCAAGAAACCAGGCCCUGGAGCUCACCACCCUGAACAGGUGACCUUCACCAGGAUCAAACCUCCAAGCUUCUCUUUCGGAAUUCGUCAUUCUGAGUUCAUCGCUCCGCUCAUCGUGGACUUGGUGGAAUAGGAACCCUUCCCAUUCCUCCAUUUACCUCAUCCCUUUUCCUCAUCCCUAUCCCAUUAUCCCAACAAUAAAUUCAGCAGUAUCAAACUGCUCUGCAGUGAAGAAAGCAAUUAAUUGUGCCUUAUUGUUCUUAUGUAUUGCCUAUCCUGCAUUGAGUACAAUGAUGCUGGAAGACAAGCUAACCUGACAAUCACAUAAUCCUUGUUGACCAUUAAAACAUUUAUUUUUACAUUUUUUAUAUGAAGGCUAUGUUUUAUCACAUCAAUUUGAUUUGAAUAGCAUAAAAACACAGGCUAUUCAGCAUGCUUGAAUGUUAUGAAUACUUGUGGAAAAAAAGGAUUAGGCCUGUACUACACAAACACUACUUCACCUGUGGCCUCCCUUCAUAUUUUGUGUCACUUGUUUGUUGCAUGAAUGCUAUGAUUUGGGGAACAGUUUUUGGGCCCAAUACUGUUUUAAUUUGCACAUAUUUUACCACAUGAGACUCAGAGUUUGAUGUUAUGCCAAAGGUUUAUGACCACUUUCAGUAUGAAAAUUAUGAAAUACCUAGUAUUAUAAUAUGUUAUUGUUCCAAUACAUUAGUUGUGUGUUGAUAUAACAUUGAUCUGACAUGAUUCUUCUCAAAACAAAAUGACCUGGCUAUGUUCACUCACUUUGUUAUAACAUGUCAAACUUGUAAAAUUGUGGUAAUAAAA